Molecule: messenger RNA, 246 nt
Organism: Arthroderma uncinatum
Lineage: Eukaryota; Fungi; Ascomycota; Eurotiomycetes; Onygenales; Arthrodermataceae
Exons: 2
Coding region: 1-246 (81 amino acids)
Source: RefSeq, a predicted model, not a curated record
AUGUCUACAUCUAAUGGGGUUUCAAGAGAACGAAGUUUAGUGGAGGAGAUUUCUCAAAACCUCGCCAACACCCGCUACACGUUCGGCGCCAGCUCUAUACAAUACCGGACUGUGCUGGAUAUGCUGAAGGCGUAUAUCGCGGAUCUUGAGAAGCGGUCGGCCGGACUAGAUGGGCGUAUGACUGGUGCUGGCGAUUCAGACGUAGAGGACCUGAUACUCCUGCUGGAGAGGGAGCUGAAAGUCUGA